Dracunculus medinensis (Guinea worm) is the source of this 708-nucleotide messenger RNA. Lineage: Eukaryota; Metazoa; Nematoda; Chromadorea; Rhabditida; Dracunculidae. The record is from the annotation of a GenBank genome assembly.
AUGCUUGCGAUGCAUCAAAAAGAUCGAACUCAUUCCAUUAUAACAAUACCAGAACUGAUUGAAAACGAAGAAACAGCGAGAGAUAUCGAAGGCCUUAAGGCAGAUAUUGAAUUAACUGAUAUUAGCAAUGCUGUUGCAAGACGGGCUCCAGAAAAAGGAAUAAAUGUAUCGGUACGAGUUGUUGAUAAGGCAAUAGUUCACCGAGAAGAUUUAGAAGUUGCUUCUGUUGUGUAUAUGAUAAUUUUCGGAUCAUCUGCAAAUAAUUUCAUUGAUGGAAUGAGUAAUGGGGUAGCAUUUGGCAAAUCGUUGUUUCGCGGUCUUAGCAUUGGUAUUGCAUGCAUCGCACAACAAUUUCCGCAAGAGCUUGGAAUGCUAGCCAUUUUAACAAAAACAGGUCUCGGGAUGAAACGAACUUUACUACUUAACUUAAUUCCUGGUUUUCUUAGUUAUUUUGGUUUUAUGAUUGGUGCAACUCUUGGUCGCUCAUUUGAUCGCUCCGAUCAAUUCGUUUUCGCUGUAUCUUCUGGAAUGUAUCUCUAUGUACUUCUUGGUACUUUGAUUCCAGAAAUGCGUGAAAGCACAAAUGAACUUAUCAAGGAAGAUAUUAAGAAAAGUUUGAUUGCUACUUUAGAACAAAUCAUAGGCCUGGUAGUUGGCGUAUUAUUCAUGCUUUUUAUGGCACUAUAUGGUGAAUUCAUUCAUGUAUAA